UCAAUUUCCUGUUUUUAUAUCUCAACAGUUCAAGAGAAGUUUGUAUUUUUUUGCUAUUUUCUGAUUGUUUUGUAGCUUUAAAACCUAAAAGACAGUUGGAAUAAUCUGGCAUCAGUAUCGAGCGGCCGUAUCGAGCAAGGGCUGGGGAUCGGCCUUAAAAGAAGCACAAGUCAAGUGUGAGGCUUUGCAAUGUAAACAAUAUGACAAGGUUCAUGGAAACUUGGAACCUAAAGCUGUUAUUUCAAGACGUCUAGAUCUUCGAAGUUUGGUUUUAAGUUUGAUAUCAGGACGAGGUUUCAGUAGCCAUGAAGCUGACACAUUUUGAGAUUAAGUUUGACAAUCCCCAGGGAGUGUUUGCUGCCGGGAUGACUGUCAGUGGACAAGUACUGCUCAAUCUGGCAAAACCUAUGAAAAUGAGAAGUUUGAAGAUAUUUUUUGUUGGAGAAGGUAAAAGUCAUUGGACUAAAAGAAGUGGGAAAACAACUGUGAACUAUCGCGGAUCAGAAAUAUACAUGAACGCAUUAAUGAAACUCUUUGAAGCAGGUAAUCUAUGCAAUAUUUUUUUCGUUAAUAUUAAACUUUUUUUACACUUUGUUAAAGAGUCUCAAAGUGGUUCUCAGGAGCAUCCAGCAGGAAGUCACGCCUAUCCAUUCUCCUUGCAAUUAAGUGCCAGUUUACCGUCAUCAUUUGAAGGAAGCCGCGGACAUGUGCGAUAUCUAUGUAAAUGUACGAUAGACAGACCUUGGAAGUUUGAUUCGCAUGUGAAACGGGCAUUUACGGUGAUCCAUCAUUUGGAUCUAAACCUAGUGCCUCAAGCACCUAUCCCAGUAGAUGGUCAGGUCAGACAGGAUAUAGAAGGCUGUUGUUGUAGUGCUGGAUCUGUUGAAGCGUCGUUAAGUUUGAACAAGACGGGGUAUGUCCCGGGAGAACCAAUCGUAUACGAUAUUAUCAUCGAUAAUCAGAGUGACUAUAGUAUAAACACAGUGGAGCUGAUCCUUAUACAGAAAACUACAUACCAAGGAAAAUCCGAUGCAUUCCUUUCAUCAGGUCAUCCAAAGUUCCAUCCAAAGACAGCCUCAUUUUCCCUCCUGCAUUUAAACUGUAACAUCAAACAGCGGUCUACAGAAACCAUAAACCGGGCUACACUGGUGCCAUCUCUUCCACCGUCGGGUCUAGAGGGAUGUGGUAUAAUAAAUAUAGACUAUACUGUUGAGUUGAAAGUUCCUUGUAGUGGUACAAAACUGAAGAUACUGAAAAAGAUCAUACUUGGUACCAUCCCUCUUCAGCAGCCCACAUUCCAGGUGCCAGCACAACCAAGUGCCCCAUCACCAGCACUGUUGGCACCAGUUACUCUACAGCCUCAGUCAAUCAGCCUGAAUGUAGAGCCUGUAAUGGUACCACCAUCAUAUGAAGAAGCCUUAGCCCCGCCUCCAUCAUACUCGGAGUGUGUAUACGGCCGUACCACUAUCAGAGACGCUGAUGACGAUGACAAUACAACAGGAGACACGACAUGGGCACCAGCCUACCCAUAUUAUGACUGGUCCACACUUCCAUACAGAGGCCACAGACCAGAAGUUGCGACUGCAGGUCCGCCUCAGUACGACAAUGAUUGAUGCGAGAUUUUUUAUCGACUUUAAAACUUACUAUAAAAUGCAAUAUUGAUAUAUACACGAUAUUCAGAUAAGGCCAAGAUUACCACCACUUCUUCCACUUCCACAUUAUCUCAGUGUCCAUCAUAAUUUCAUAUAACCAAUAGAUAUUAUACCUUCUUUAUGCUAAAAUAUAUUUUUCUGUUACAUUAUGUUCAUGUUUCUUUUUAGCUUGACUAUUCAAAGAAUUGGUAGAGCUAUUAAUCUCACCCAUGCUUCGGCGUCUGCAUCCCUAUUUGGUUAACUUUUUGUUUGUAAGCUGGUAUCUCAGUAACCACUUGACAAUGUGAGAAUGGAUUGAAACUUCACACACUUAUUCACUGUGAAGAACUGACUUGCUUUGCUUAGGUUCUAUAACUGUUUUGCUUUUUAGCUCACCUGAGCACGAAGUGCUCAAGGUGAGCUUUUGUGAUCGCUCUGUGUCUGUUGUCCGUCCGUUGUCAACAAUUUGACUUUUAACACUCUAGAGGUCACAAUUUUGGUUCAAUCUUAAUGAAACAUGGUCAGAUUGUUACCCUAAAUAAAAUCUUGGACAUGUUCGAUAUUGGGUCAUCUGGGAUCAAAAAGUAGGUCACCAGGUCAAAUCUAAGGAAAAGUUUGUUAACACUCUAGAGGUCACAGUUUUGGCCCAAUCUUAAUGAAACUUGGUCAGAAUAUUACCCUCAAUAAAAUCUUGGAUGAUUUCGAUAUUGGGUCAUCUGGGGUCAAAAACUAGGUCACCAGGUCAAAUCAAAGGAAAAGCUUGUUAACACUCUAGAGGUCACAAUUUUGGCCCAAUCUUAAUGAAACUUGGUCAGAAUGUUACCCUCAAUAAAAUUUUGGACGAGUUCGAUAUUGGGUCAUCUGAGGUCUAAAACCAGGUCACACGGUCAAAUCAAAAGAAAAGCUUGUUAACACUGUAGAGGCCAUAUUUAUAACUGUAUCUUCAUGAAACUUGGUCAGAAUGUUAAUCUUGAUGAUCUUUAGGUCCAGUUUGAAUCUGUGUCAUAUAGGGUCAAAAACUAGGUCACUAGGUCAAAUCAAAGGAAAAGCUAGUAAACACUCUAGAGGUCACAUUUAAGACCAUAUGUUAAUGAAACUUGGUUAGAAUGUCAGGUCAAGUUCAAAUCUGGGUCAGGUGGGGUCAAAAACUAGGUCACUUGGUCAGAUCAAAGGAAAAGCUUGUUAACGCUCUAGAGGCCACAUUUAUGACUUUAUUUUCAUAAAACUUAGUCAGAAUGUUAAUCUUGAUGAUCUUUAGGUCAAGUUUGAAUCUGGGUCAUGUGGGGUCAAAAACUAGGUCACUGGGUCAAAUCAAAGGAAAAGUUAGUUAGCACUUUAGAUGCCAUAUUUAUGACCAUAUCUUAAUGAACUUGGUCGGAAUGUUAAACUUGAUGAUCUUUAGGUCAGCUUUAAAUCUGGGUCAGAUGGAGCCAAAAACUAGGUCACCAGGUCAAAUUAAAGGAAAAGCUAUUUAACACUAUAUAAGCCACAUUUAUGACCCUGUCUUAAUGAAACUUGGUCAGAGUGUUAAUGUUGAUGAUCUUUAGGUCAAGUUUAAAUCUGGGUCAGGUGGGGUCAAAAACUAGGUCACCAGGUCAAAUCAAAGAAAAAGCUUGUUAACACUCUAGAAGCCACAUUAAUGACUGUAUCUUCAUGAAACUUGGUCAGAAUGUUAACCUUGAUAAUCUUAAGGUCAAGUUCGAAUCUGGGUCAUGUGGGGUCAAAAACUAGGUCACCGGGUCAAAUCAAAGGAAAAGCUAGUUAACACUCUAGAGGCCACAUUUAUGACCAUAUCUUAAUGAAACUUUGUCAGAAUGUUAAUCUUGAUGAUCUUUAGGUCAAUAGGUCAGGUGAGCGAUACAGGGCCUUCAUGGCCCUCUUGUUUUGACCUUCUUGUCCUUAAGUGCAGUUAUGACAGGUGACCGAUAUAGGGCCAUUUUGGCCCUCUUGUUUACAAAAUGAUAUCCCUUUUUCGUCUUAUACUUAUUCAAUUUACAAGCCCGCCCACUUAGCUCAGUAGGGAAAGCGCAGAUCUACAAAUCUCGGGGUUGUGAGUUUAAGCCCAGGGCGAGGCAUAUGUUCUUCUUGACGAUUUGAUAAAAGACAUUGUGUCUGAAAUCAUUCGUCCUCCACCUCUGAUUCAUGUGGGGAAGUUGGCAGUUACUUGCAGAGAACAGGUUUGUACUGGUACAGAAUCCAGGAACACUGGUUAGGUUAACUGCCUGUUCUUACAUAACUGAAAUACUGUUGAAAAACGGCGUUAAACCCAAAACAAACAAACAAACAAAAAAAUUCAAUUUACAAGGCUGUUGAAUAGCUGAGCGACGCUGUCCUAUGACAGCUUUUGUUAUUAUGAUUAUUUGUAUUGGACUAAUAUGUCCUUUUACUGAAAUUUUUCUGAAAUGAAGACAAAAGUGUCACAAAAAUCUUAUUUUAAUACAAUUUUAAAUGAAGAAGUUUUGUUUAGAUGAAGGUUAUUGAUUUUAAGAUAGUUUAAGUCUGAAGACUAAAGUAAUGUAAACCAAUGUUUCUGAUUAUUUGCAACAUUUUUAAAAUAAAGAAAGUGUUUUUAUAUAAAUGAUUGUUUUAUGACAUUUUAAGAAAAAGUGGUUUUAAGACAUUCUGAGAAAUUGUACAAAAAAUUGUGUUAAACACAUCAUGACUUCGACUCAGUAUUUUUUGGUCCCAAGACAAUGCUGUCUAGCCAUUUCUUAAGUGGCUUUUUUCUGUUUUAAGUUCGCAAGACCUUGCUUACAACUUUUAAGUGAUUCAUUUGCUCAUAUACAUCAAUAGUUUUGUUCUUUUAUUAUUUUUCAUUUUAUUCAGUGAGGAUCAGUUGGUCCUUUUCUUAUAAAUGACAACCCCUUUUUUAGACAGACUAUAUAUUUAGGGGACAUGAGUAUACUGUUUUAUCUGCCUAAUCUGUCUCAAGGUUUUAUUUGUGAAUGACAACUUUAUUCUGCAAGAUCGGGAAAUAAGUUCUGCAUCAUUCUAAAGGUCUUAGACUGUAGUAAUAGUAUCUUUUUUAAUUUUUAGAAUAUCUUUAAUAAUGUCUAUUUUAUAGUCAAAAAUUACUCUCUUUUUUUUUUUUUUCAUUGUAAAAAUCUGGUGAAAAAAAAACAUUUUUAUAUAAACUUUGCAAAAUGUUGUCAUAAAAAAUAUUGCUUUUAUGCUAUCUAGGAUAUUCUUAAUGUUUUAUAACAAUCCAUUCUAAAAAAACAAAGUCGAAAAUUGAAAUUUUUGGGGGGGAAAUUCCUGUCACAAAUGGCUUGAAUUUUACAAUUGAAAAUUUCCCAAUGAAAUUGUUUUGACAAUAUAUUAAAAAUUAAUCAAAGUUUUUUGAAAAUUUAAAAAUAAUUUACUACCAACCUUGGAGUUCUUUACAAUGAUAUACACUGUCAACAGUGUUGUUUUAUAUCUAAAUAAAAAUCAGGUAAAAAAAAUCUUGUCACAGAAAAGGUGGAUCAAAAUAGUAGGUAUUUCCGUACAGUUUUUUCAUAUUCUGCAGCUCUCAGUGUUCAUUGUAUAUUUCUCAUAUAUAGCUAGUCAUAUAUUUAUUGAUAUCAUAUAUAUAAUAUGAUAUAAUGUAGAUAGUAUGAUAUAACUUAUGCUGAAUACUAUUGGUGCAUAUAUUUCAUACCUGUUGUCAUAAAAUAGCAUUGAUGUUAAUAUAUUUAUUUUCUGCUUGUAUUCACUAGCAACACCAAUGGCAAAAAUAGAAACUUUUUAAGUGUUGAGUGAUACACUUAUCCAUUAACAAAGGAUAGGAUGUGAUUUCAGUAUAAAUCCCAUACAUAAUUUGGCUGAAAAUUGACACCUUAUCAUAAUCCGAUUGCUCACUAGAAGUAAAUCUGUAUGUGUUAAGUUUCAGAUUUUCUGGUUUAAUAAGGACAAUUUGAAAGUGUAUGGCACAAUUGUAUGGAUGUUCGGAAGUUUGACACCUCAGAUGCUUAUUGAAGUAAUAAAAGAAAUCCUUUAAGCGUGCUUGCCCAGAUUAAAUGUGAAAUCACAACCUUUGUGUUCAUUUACCUUAGCAUUUUUAAAGUACAAGUAAAACUUGUUCAUCUUUCUAGAAUGCUAUGUAAAUGGCAGUUGAAACUUUUUUAUCAGUUUUUAAACAUGCCUGUUUUUGUUACGCUGUUUUGAGUUUUUGUUUCACUUUGUUUUAUGUGAAUGAGUAGGCCAGUUGAAGCCUGUCAGAUAAGUAGAGUAUUCUUUUAACCUUUAGCCUGCUGGCAGCAAGUGAUUCUGCCUUUGCGACCAGUGUAGACCAAGAUCAGCCUGCACCUCUGUACAGGCUGAUCAUGGUCUGCACUGUUUGCUAUUCAGUCAGUAAAUUUUUUCAGUGAACACAAUUCGAAUAGUAAGUGGUACUGCCCAAACUGAAUGAUGGACCAGUCCAUUAUAGAAAUUUAGCAGUGUAAGGGUAAAGGAUCUCAUCAAGGUUAUAUAAAAUACACAUCCCUAUAAAAUCUAGGUUUAAGUUAGAUAACCAAAUCAGUCCGAAGAAAUACAUUGAAAAUUGUGACUCACAGUUAAGUCAGUUUCUGCUCCUUAAUUUUCAUUUGAUUAAUUUUCAUUUGAACUGUUGUGCUUCUGUUUACAUUAAAGCUUAUCAUCUUAUUUAUUUAGACAAAACAAAACACUUGCAGCUUGUAUCAUGUACAUUUAUGUAAUUAAUUUGUAUUGACAUUCUGUUGAAAGUAUCAGCAUUUCAUCAUGGAUGCAAAAUUCAUCUUAGCCAAUAGUAAAACAUUGUUGUAAAGGGUUCCAUUAUUUUAAUCAUAGGUAAAAUUGUUGGCAAUUUUCAUUCUUGUUUGGAUAAAUAAUCAUUUUGUACACCAUGACACGGGGGUCCUAUUUGGCUGUGUGAAAAAAGUUAUUAUUUUUUUAGUCACUUGCCCCUCAUUGCUGUGGUGUUGUCACCUUGCUUGGUGUGUAGAAUUCUUCCAUGUGAGGAAGCCAUCCAUCUGGACAUUGAGGGUCAGUGGCUCUACCCAGGUGACUGCUCAAGCCAAAAAAUAAUGCUCAGAGAGGCACCAGGUGUCUUCCUCUACCACAAAUAGCUUCAAAGUUGCCAGAUGACCUAACAUUGUAUUGGUUUGACUUUAUAAAUUCCAUCAAGACAACGCCCCAUGUGGUUCUGGGACGAUCUAUGUAUGAAAAGAAUUGGAACCACUGCCUUACCCUUGCAUGAUGGUAAGAGGUGACUAAUAGGGUCUUAACACUUGGUUUUGCAGUAACAUUGUGAUUCCAGCAGGUAUGCAAAUUAUGAUUCCAUACCUCAUGUUUUUAUUUCGAUGUAAAUGAGAUGUGGAACCAAAAUUUGUAAUCCUGUUUGGCGCCAUAUAACCUAUACUGUGUUGGUGCGCCGUAAAACCCAAAUAAAUAAAUAAAUAAAUAAACCAUCAGGACAACAAAUGUACAUUGUGACGUUUAGCAAUAUUAUAGUGUUGUUUUUUAUGUUUUUGCUUGAAAAGAUGUAUUCAUAUUGAGUCUUCUAAGUUAUGUGUAUGUCAUAUUGUUUUAAAUGAAUAAGUGCUAUAUAAUAGGUCUGUUUAUUGUACUUAAAUGUUUAUGUGUAAUGUUAUAUAUUACAGAUAAGAAAAGAUCUAAAUUCAAUAUCACUGGGUUAAUAGUGUCAUCAGGGGGGAGGGGUGGGGGGAGGGCAUUGCUGCAAAAUAACAGAAAUCAUUUUUCUGUGCAAAACCUUUUUGCUGGUUUUAUGGACAAAAAAAAUCGCAAAACUCUGGAUUUUAAAGCAACUUCACAGGUUCAUUCAAGAUUUUGCAUUUUGGAAAAACUAACUUUUUAGUUCAGAAAAGUAAGUAAAAGUGCAACUCUGCAACCACUUGAUAGAUUGUUAUAUUAUCACUCAGAUUGUCAAAGGUAUAUUUGAAAAUGUGAACAGUUACUACAUACAGCUUAUGUAAACAUAGGAUUUUACUGGUUAAUGUGUAUUCACUGUACUAUGCAAUAUAUUUUUGAUGUAAAAUAGUACAUGCUUAAUACAUGUAUAGCUAAACCCAUUUAAAAAAAAAGUAUUUUUAACUAAUGUUUGUUACUGUUUGAUUUUCAGUUGUGAAUGCAGCUCUGCAUACUCAAUUAAUUUAUGUACUUAGUCAAGUUAAAUACAUUUGAAGUAAAUAUCUAAAUACAUUUUUGUAAAGAUAUUGUUGUGAAAGAUGGGCAAUGCAUAUCUACAAAUGGUUAAAAUGAUAUUAUAGAAUGUGUGAGAUUUGAUACAUGUACAACAGGUACUUUUUUGGAAUUUUAUUAUAUGUUGUUAUAAUUGUACAUAAAGAAUGUGAGAUGUUGAAAAAAAUGAAAAAUAACCAAGUUUAUUAUAUACAGUCGACAUCGUACUUGCGACCACCUCUAUUAAGCGAGUUUUGUAUUAAACGACCGGUCAAAAUCCCUCCCGAACAUUUUCAGUAUAUAAAUUCAUUCCAUUAAACGACUUUUUUAUUAAACGGCUAGCGACCGCAUAAAUGUAGUCCCGACAGGUAAAAUAUUCGACAGAAGUAUCUAAUAAGCGACCGGGUACCAAAAUUCUACUGGGCAUUUUUUUAUCUGUGUAAUUAGCGAGUACGUUUGGUACGUGACUGAAGGCACUUUGUAUCAGUCAAACUGCCAAACAAUCUAGCCAUAAUUUUCACGGUUUUUGGACUUGGAAAAGUUUUCACGGUGUUAAAACAGAUUUUGAAACCAUAUAUGCAUGUUCAUAAUAAAUACAGUCACAUUAACAGUUAGAAAAUAACUUUCAUUUUCAUCUGACUGAAAUUCAUUAAGAGACCAUUCCAUUAAAAGACCACUUCUUACCAGUCCCUUGGGUGGUCUGUUAAUACAAUGUCGACUGUACCUAUAUAAAUUCUGUAAAAAUAUCGGCUUUUAUUUCACAAUUAGAUAUGAACAGACAGACAAAAAAUCCGUAUUGUACUUUUAAAUUCCGUAUUGUACCUUCCGUAUUGUAUGCUGCCGGAUUAUUUUCAUUAAUAUGCAUGACCCGGCACAUUUCUAUAAAUAGCGCACAUAUAAACGUCACUAAGUUCCAUUUAAUACCGAUAAACAUUGAAGAUUUCGUUCAAGAACAAAACAAGAAUCAAAACGGUAAAGGUAUAUAAUAAAAGGGUCAUUAUAACAGUAGCUAGAUCUGGGACUUUGUAUUCGGCUCUCAUGGAUUUUGCAAGGUCGGAUCACACUCGGCUCUUGCGCGCCCGGUGAGUUCCGAUCUGGCAAAAUCCACUCGAGCAGAAUACUGCAUCCCAGAUCAAGCUACUGUUAUAAUUACCCUAUUUUAUUAGAGACAUCAGUGGUUAAUCAGUUAACCAUUAGAACUUCGGAUUAUCUGUAACUGGUUAACCUCAUUUUUCUUUUAAAUGAUUGAACAUGGAAAUAACUUCAGGCAUUCUCGGUCAUUGGUGUUUGUGAGCGAAUCAGUAAAUCUGUUUAAUGAUUUUAAGUAAGUGCUUUAUUACAUUAUAGAGCAAUUUCCUGCAGUUUUCCUGCAUGUGUACUUAUAUGUACAUACUAAAAAUUGCAAUGUCUUUGUUAUGCUACGUACAUGUUGUCUUAAUAUAUUUGUGAAAUAUUUCCAUAUGUUAAAUGUAUAUGUUGUUUUUCUGUUGUUGUACUUCUUCCCCACUAUUGCCAAAUGUGUUUUUAGACCUAUAUAUUGUUGAACAAAAUUCAACUGGAAAGUGAUCACGAUUCUCUAUGUGUAAAGUGUCAAAUUAUGAAAUCAUUAUUCCUUGUUUGGGACUAACUCAACCCUGAAACUAUGAAAUCAUUAUUCCUUGUUUGGGGCUAAAACAUCCCUGAAACUAUGAAAUCAUUAUUCCUUGUUUUGUGACAAAAUCAACCCUGAAAUUAUGAAAUCAUUAUUCCUUGUUUGGGACAAAAUCAUUUCCUUGUUUGGGACUGAUCUUAUGUGGGACAUACUUUUGUGGAUUUUAUGGUCAUCUCCGUCCAUGAAUUCCGUAAAAAAUCCUUGUUUAGAUUAUCUUUAGAAAUCUGAAAUCUACGGUUUAAUGCCCCCACAAACAGUGAUUUUGGCUGAAGUCAUAGAAUUUUAUGCCAAUAAAUUCGAUGAUUUCACAGUAUUGGUUUCAAGUUUUUGAUUGCUUUAAAGCACAGUUUUUAGUGGUCAUAUUUCUUGAAAUAAAGAUUGGUCUACCUUAUUUGAAGGGUAUUUAAAACCAAUGCAAAGCAUUGUAAUAUGUGAGUUAACAAAACAGUAAUUUGAGGGCUGAUUCAGUGUUUUAUAAGUUGAAAGGAAAUAUUUAUGAAACACUGUAGUCAGGAAGCUGUGUGAAGUGUGGGUUUGUAACAUACAAGCUACAGCAAAAUAUUUAGAUCUGGAAACAAAGUGGUGUGUUCAUGUGUGUAUGAUCUCUUUGUGUGACAAAUUGCAUUUGUUCUUUUGUUUUCAGUUAUUUUUAUUUUUAUUUAAGUUUAUUAUUUGUUAGUGGAAUCCUCUUAAAGAGGAAAAACAUUUUUAACCAUUUUAUGUUUUUUACUAGAAUGUUUGUUUAGUUAAAAUUGUUUUAACUCAGAUUUUUUAAAUGUGUUUUAACACCGAUAAGAAUUCCAGUCUGUAUCUUAAAAGAACUAUGCAGUCAUAGGUCAACUCACCAGUAAUUUAUCAAUGGUCACAUAGUUGAAUUUGAACUUAUACAGUUCUGCCUUAAAUGAGCAACACCACAAGGAAAUGCUGUUUUGUGGGUUUGUGAGUUUGAUAUCUUGGUGAAGCAUUUGUUUUUUGGUGACAGUUUUGGUACAAGACAGUGUGUCUUAAAUUAUGCAUCCUCCACCUCUGAUUCAUGUGGAGAAGUCGACAGUUACUUGUGGAGAAAAGCUGACAGUUACUUGUGGAGAAAAGCUUAGUAUUGGUACAAAAUCCAGGAACACUUAUUGGGUAAAUUGCCCACUGUUACAUAACUGAAAUAUCAUUGAUCAAUGGAGCUAAACCAAAAAACCAAAACAAAAAUACAGGAGAUUGGAGCUCUUAUCAGUUAUAUACAGUUUAACCUACCUAAGUAGUCACCUGUAUAGUAUAUUAAGCAGCCACUUGCCUUAAGCAGCUGGUCAGCUGACUUCCCAGUUCAGCUUUUAGUUUCAGCUUGUCUUAAGCAGCCACCUCCCUUGGUUGCUUAAUACAUGAUUGACUGUAAAUGUUUUAUGCAUACAAUUGUAGGAAGAUAUUUGCUGUUUUGAGGUGAUAUUUUGAGAGAAGUUAUACUGUAUAUUAUUAUUCCUCCAGUGCAACUGAGAUUUCUGCUACUGUAUAUUCCCUAAUUAACGCCCCCAGUCCCCUACAUUUUUAAAAGAAAUAUUUGUUUUUUAAGCUAAUGUAGGUCAUGAGUGAAUACUAACUUUAAGAUGAUGAUAGAAUUGUAAAAGUUCAUUAACUAGAUUUACAUACAUACAUUUAGAUUUUGAUAGAAAAACAAAACUUUUUAGACUCGUAAUGAGUUCCCCCUCCCCCCCACUUUACAAAAUGUAACACCACGCACACACAUGCGCACACACACGCACGCACACACACACACUAUAAAAGGACGUUAAUAAGGGAAUAUAUUAUAUGUUUAUUUAUAAGCUUAAUCACCAUAGUAUUGGUGAAUAGUUAUAUUUUUAUCUUGCCAAGUAUGAUUUUGUUAACUUUAUUGUAGUUUUCUGUUUAAGAUCUUUUUAUUGUGAUAUUUCUGUUUCGCAUAAUUUACAUGCUAGAUUAUAUAAUAAACUAUAAUGGAAAUA
Messenger RNA from Mercenaria mercenaria, 11387 nucleotides. RefSeq names its product arrestin domain-containing protein 17-like. Gene Ontology annotation, biological process: protein transport. Gene Ontology annotation, cellular component: cytoplasm. The transcript is spliced from 8 exons. The record is from RefSeq and is a predicted model, not a curated record. Bases 306 to 1613 code for a protein of 435 amino acids. Lineage: Eukaryota; Metazoa; Mollusca; Bivalvia; Venerida; Veneridae.